Messenger RNA from Drechmeria coniospora, 771 nucleotides. RefSeq lists its product as uncharacterized. NCBI's taxonomy places the organism in Eukaryota, Fungi, Ascomycota, Sordariomycetes, Hypocreales, Ophiocordycipitaceae. Gene Ontology annotation, cellular component: eRF1 methyltransferase complex. Gene Ontology annotation, biological process: methylation. The record is from RefSeq and is a predicted model, not a curated record. Bases 1 to 771 code for a protein of 256 amino acids. Gene Ontology annotation, molecular function: nucleic acid binding; protein methyltransferase activity; S-adenosylmethionine-dependent methyltransferase activity. The transcript has a single exon.
AUGCAAUCGGCGUCCAGCAUGCUGCCAACUCCCGACACCUCUCACGUACCCUAUGAGCGCGUUUAUGAGCCCUCAGAAGACUCCUUCCUGCUCCUCGACACCCUCUCCUCACCCGCUGAAAGGCAAUUCCUGCAAAAGGCCUUCUCAGACAGCGCGCCGCUCGUCGUCGAGAUCGGCACCGGCUCUGGCGUCGUCCUCGGCUUCGUCCACGCUCAUGCGCACACCCUGUUCGGAGACGACGCCCACGUCCUCACCGCAGGCGUCGAUAUCAACGCCUACGCUUGCCGCGCGACCGUCACGACGACCGCCAAGGCCCAGCGGGAUCACCCCGAGACCCAUGGCAUGUACCUCGGUUCCUGCAUGGGCGAUCUCGUCACGCCCUGGAGGGACAGCUGCGUCGACGUCUUAAUCUUCAAUCCGCCCUACGUCCCGACACCGGAUAUGCCACGACGGCCCGAGAGCUAUUUGGAUGUUCCCUCGGCGGACCGGAAGCCGUCGUUUGACGACGACUCGUACUUGCUCUCGUUAUCGUACGCCGGUGGCAAGGAUGGCAUGGAGACGACGGACCGCCUAGUGGCUUCCCUUCCGCGCAUCCUCUCACCGCGCGGGUGCGCCUACAUCCUGCUCUGUGCGCAGAACAAACCGGACGAGGUCAAGGACCGCAUACGGAGCUUUGGCCCCCAGUGGAGGGCCAUGACCGUCGGCUCAAGCGGAAAAACGGCCGGGUGGGAGAAGCUCCAGGUCGUGCGCGUCUCGCGAGCCACGUCAUAG